Racocetra persica is the source of this 134-nucleotide messenger RNA. Lineage: Eukaryota; Fungi; Glomeromycota; Glomeromycetes; Diversisporales; Gigasporaceae. The record is from the annotation of a GenBank genome assembly.
UUACUAUUGAAGUUGAUGAUGAUUCUAAAGAUGUUGAUUUUGCAAUUUUAGUUAAUAAUAUUGUUGAAAUAAAUGAUUGUGAUCCACCUGAUAUUGAUACUAAUUCUAAAUUUGCUAAAGGUGCUAUAAAAGAU